Triticum turgidum subsp. durum (durum wheat) is the source of this 1668-nucleotide messenger RNA. The record is from the annotation of a GenBank genome assembly. NCBI's taxonomy places the organism in Eukaryota, Viridiplantae, Streptophyta, Magnoliopsida, Poales, Poaceae.
AUGGACGCUGCAACCGCCGCGACGGCGACCGCGGCGGCGGCGUUGGUCUGGUUCCGGAAGGGCCUGCGCGUGCACGACAACCCGGCGCUCGACGCGGCCCGGCGCAGCGCCGCGCGGGUCUACCCGGUGUUCGUGCUCGACCCGCGGUACCUCCGCUCGGACCCGGCCGCGCCCUCCCAGGGCUCCGCGCGUGCCGGGGUCGCGCGCGUCCGCUUCCUCCUCGAGAGCCUCCGCGACCUGGACGCCCGCCUCCGCCGCCUCGGCUCACGCCUCCUCGUCCUGCGCGCCCGCGACGACGUCUCGGACGCCGUCUGCGCAGCCCUCAAGGACUGGAACAUCGGCAAGCUGUGCUUCGAGUCCGACACCGAGCCGUACGCCCUGGCCCGCGACAAGAGAGUCACGGAUUUUGCUGCUGCGUCGGGGAUCGAGGUGUUCUCGCCUGUCAGCCACACCCUUUUUGACCCAGCAGAAAUCAUAGAGAAGAAUGGGGGCCGGCCACCGUUGACAUACAAAUCGUUUGUGGCUACCGCUGGAGAGCCGCCCAAGCCAGUGAUGGAGGAAUACUCUGAGCUCCCGCCAAUUGGUGAUACGGGAGGAUAUGAGUUGUUGCCUGUGCCCAAACUGGAGGAGCUUGGAUAUGGUGAUGUCAGCCAGGAGUACAUUCCGCCAUUCCGCGGCGGCGAGACAGAAGCUCUGAAGAGGAUGAGAGAGUCACUCCAGGAUAAGGAGUGGGUUGCCAAGUUUGAGAAACCUAAGGGUGACCCUUCUGCCUUCUUGAAACCCGCAACAACGGUCUUGUCACCGUAUCUGAAAUUCGGUUGCCUGUCGGCGAGGUACUUUUACCACUGCAUUCAAGAUGUCUACAGGAGUACCAAAACGCAUACAAAACCACCUGUUUCGUUGGCUGGCCAGUUGCUGUGGAGGGAUUUCUUCUACACAGUGUCUUUUGGCACUCCUAAUUUCGAUCAGAUGGAAGGGAACAAAAUAUGCAAACAGAUCCCAUGGAUAGAGAACGAGGAGCUGUUUGUUGCAUGGAGAGAUGGCCGGACAGGAUAUCCAUGGAUUGAUGCCAUCAUGAUUCAGCUGAGGAAGUGGGGUUGGAUGCAUCAUCUUGCACGCCACUCUGUUGCUUGUUUCCUGACGCGGGGUGAUCUGUACAUCCACUGGGAGCAAGGCCGUGACGUCUUCGAAAGGCUACUGAUAGAUUCGGACUGGGCCAUUAACAAUGGAAAUUGGCUAUGGCUCUCCUGUUCAUCAUUCUUCUACCAGUAUCACAGAAUCUACUCCCCAAUCUCAUUUGGAAAGAAGUACGAUCCCAACGGAGACUACAUCAGGCAUUUCAUCCCGGUGCUAAAAGACAUGCCCAAGGAGUACAUCUACGAGCCUUGGACUGCACCCCUUAGCGUGCAGGAGAAAGCCAGGUGCAUCGUCGGCAAGGACUACCCAAAACCAGUGGUUGACCAUGAAGCUGCAAGCAAAGAAUGCAGGAGGAGGAUGGGGGAAGCUUAUGCGUCUAAUCGCCUAGGCGGCAACCCUGUCAAAGGAAAUUCCUCGAAUUCAUCGCGAAGGAAGUUUUCUGAUGGUGGCCAAGAAUCCAAGAUGUCCCCGACUCAUCCAUGUCCAAGCAACCGAGGUAGAGAAGCUGACCCCAGAGCAGAAAAGUCUUAA